Messenger RNA from Prorocentrum cordatum, 309 nucleotides. The record is from the annotation of a GenBank genome assembly. Lineage: Eukaryota; Dinophyceae; Prorocentrales; Prorocentraceae.
AUGAUAGCCGCGGGAGAAGCAAGAGUCGCAGCCCCCGUGGAGGGCCCCGCGCGCCAAGCCACAGCCAGCAAAGCCAGCGCCGCCGCGGCCGCCGACAGCGCCGCCGCCCUGGCCAGAGCGCGCUGCUCGCGCGGCGCGCGCCGCGCCCGCGCGGGGGCGAUCACUCCUGGCUCGCAGUCGCUCUCGAGGGGGCUCUGGAGCAGCACGAACUGGCUCCUGUCCGCGCGCAUGGCGGGCGAACGAUCGAGCUGCAGCAGGCGCUUGUCGGGUGGGAGCGCGGGCCCCAGGCCUGGAGUCAAAAUGACUUGA